This is a messenger RNA of Pogona vitticeps (central bearded dragon), 5604 nucleotides long. The record is from RefSeq and is a predicted model, not a curated record. Lineage: Eukaryota; Metazoa; Chordata; Lepidosauria; Squamata; Agamidae.
CACACACACACACACACGGAAGACUCAGGAAUGGACGUCUCCUGUUUGGCCAAGAAUAGAAAAGGGGUUUUUUCUAGAAUGAUUAACCUUUGAGAUAAAUUCACUAUCAAACUCUCCUGACGGGCUUGCCCUACGACAAAGCACCCAGGGGCGUAUUUCCUCACCAACCCCCUGCAGCUCAGGUCAACCAUGAUUCCUCUGGGGAUUUUAUUAUUUCUGACAUUAGGCGGAAGAAGUCUGGCUCAGGAGCAAACAUAUGUCAUUUCGUCACCCAAAAUUCUCCGUGCGGGGGCAUCUGAAAAGGUGGUGAUCCAGGCUUUUGGGUACGAACAAGAGUUCGGCGUGACCAUAUCGGUGAAAAGCUUUCCAGAUAAACAAACAACUUACGCCUUCGGCCAAACUCAGCUAACUCCAGGAAAUAAAUUCCAAGGUUCCGUAACUUUAACGCUGCAGCCAAGGGAUUUAUCUGGCCAAGAUCCAGACAACCCAGUACAAUAUGUGUACUUGGAAGCAGUUUCUCCACACUUUACAAAAGAGAAGAAAAUGCCAGUGACUUAUGAUAAUGGAUUCCUUUUUAUCCAGACGGACAAACCCAUCUACACUCCAGACCAGACAGUGAAGGUUCGGGUUUAUUCUCUGAAUGAAGAACUGAGGCCAGCGAGAAGAGCAGCCACGUUGAUUUUUGUGGAUCCUGAUGGCGUAGAAGUGGAUAUGAUAAAGGAGGAAGACAUGACUGGGAUUAUAUCAUUCCCUGACUUCAAAAUUCCUCUACACCCAAAAUUUGGAGUCUGGACAAUUAAGGCCAAGUAUCAGAAGGAUUUCACGACCUCUGCCGAAACAAAAUUCCAAGUUAAAGAAUAUGCGAUGCCAAGCUUUUCGGUCACGAUAGAACCAGAAAAUAACUUCAUCAGCUCUCAGCACUUUGAAAGAUUCAAGAUUACUAUUAGAGCCAGAUACUUUUACAACGAGCCAGUGGCAGAUGCUCAGGUUUAUGUCCGGUUUGGAAUCAUUCAAGGAUCUCAGAAAACGAUGAUGCCCAAAGCCUUGAAAUUCAUUGAGAUGGAAGAAGGCAUUGCCCAAUUUUAUUUCAACAGCAAACAGGCCGUCAGUGAGUUAUCUUAUCGAAGCCUCCAAGAGCUUGACGGGGCAAAGCUUUACAUCGCAGCUUCCGUGUUGGAAACAAAAGGUGGCCGGAGUGAAGACAUAGAAUUAACAACGGUUAUGUACGUCCUGUCUCCUUACAAACUGCGUUUGAUUGCCACUCCCCUUUUUGUGAAACCAGGGCUGCCUUACUACAUUAAGGUGCAAGUCAAGGAUCCUCUGGGUACCCCUGUGAGAAACCUGCCUGUCGUCUUUGCCGCUAGUGCCUUCAACGAGGAGAUGGAAGAGACCCAAUUAGUUCAAGAAAGCGAUAAAAUCCGCACCAGCUCAAAAGAUGGAACGGCUUUAAUGAUAGUCAAUAUUCCUUCCAGCACCAGCUUUCUGGAGUUUCGAAUAACAACAGCGGAUCCUAAAUUACUGGACGAAAACCAAGCCCAUGAAAGUUACGAAGCAAAGUCGUACGUUUCCCGAAGCGGAAGCUAUUUGUACAUAGACUGGGCUUCAAACCACAAAGCAUUACAUGUGGGAAGCACUGUCCAUAUAAAUGUGUACCCGGCAAGCCACUACAUUCAUAAAAUACAUCAUUACAGCUAUUUGAUCUUAUCCAAAGGGAAAAUAGUAACCUAUGGGACGCAAGAAAAGAUUGAAGGCUCUGUUUAUCAAAGUUUGCAGUUUCAGCUGACCAAGGACAUGGUUCCUUCGGCCCGCCUUCUCGUUUACUACAUCGUUACAGGAGAAGGAGCAGCAGAGCUGGUGGCCGACUCAGCUUGGUUAGACGUGGAACAAAAAUGUGGGAACAGCCUUGAAGUUCGGCUACAGAGAAGCGAGAGUUUUUACCGUCCGGGAACAGUUGUUUCGCUUUCCAUGAGAAGCGAGUUUGACUCGCUUGUUGCAUUGUCAUCUAUGGACCACGCUGUUUACGGAGUGAUCGAAACGAAGAAGAAGCCAAUGGAAAAAGCACUUCUGCAGCUGGAAAAAAGUGACCUCGGGUGCAAUGCUGGUGGAGGGCAGAACAACGUAGACGUCUUCCGAAUGGCCGGACUUACCUUUAUGACCAAUGCCAAUGCGGACGACACCAAAGAAGAAGAUGAAGCCUGUAAAGCUGUUCUGCGAUCCACUCGGUCUGCUCUUGACGAUCAAAUCGAACGAUUAGUAUCCAAUUUCAAACAUCUGGCAAUUCAGAAGUGCUGUAGGUCAGGGGCAGAAAAGUACCCCGUCCCACAAACAUGCAGUGAGAGAAUGAGCCGGGUUACGGGUGGACCCAGGUGCCUGCAAGCUUUCAAGAAGUGCUGCGAUUUUGCAGAGAAACUGCGCCGGAAUGAAACCCACAAAGUUCUAAUCCUGGCAAGGAACGCCUUUGCUGCCCUCCUGGACUUGGAACCUGAGGUCCGAAGCUAUUUUCCUGAGAGCUGGCUGUGGGAGGUCCACCCAGUUUCCAGCUUCAAAACACUUCCAGUGACUCUCCCAGAUUCUCUCACCACCUGGGAAAUACAAGGUGUUAGCAUUUCGGAUCAAGGGAUCUGUGUUGCUGACGCCCUUCAAGUGCAGGUGAUCAAAGAGGUUUUCAUAGAGGUUCAUAUUCCUUACUCAGUGGUCCGCGGAGAGCAGAUCGAAUUGCUAGGGACCGUUUACAACUACAGAGUAUCCAAGAUCACGUUUUGCACGUCCAUAAGUGUGGAGAAAGGCAUCUGCCUCUUCGGGGCGACCAGGAGCGACCCGCGAGGCCUGCAGCGGACCAGCUGCUCCCCUUUCAAGGACCUCCACGGCUCCUCCAUCACCAAAGUCCGGUUCACCAUCCUUCCUCUGGAGCUGGGCCUCCACACCGUCAACUUCACGCUGAAGAGCUCCGCUGGCAGCGAAGUCUUAGUGAAAACGCUGAGAGUUGUGCCUGAAGGUAUCCGAAAAGAAAUAUAUGAGGGUUACACACUGGACCCACAAGGCGUUUAUGGUGCGGUGAAAAGGCAAGUGGAAUUUCCCCUCCGGACGCCCAUAAAUAUGGUCCCAAAGACAAAACUGGAGAGAACGGUGACGGUCAAAGGACUCCUUCUUGGCGAUGUGAUCAAUGCGGCCGUUGACCCGGAAGGCCUCAGGCUUCUCGCUAACCUCCCCAGAGGGAGUGCGGAAACCGAACUUAUGAAUAUUGUGCCUCUGUUUUACGUGUAUGAUUACCUAGAAAGGACGGACAGCUGGCACAUCCUCGGUCAAGGAAGUAUCCUGCCCAGCGUUAACAUGAUGAGGAAGAUGAAAGAAGGAAUCAUCAGCAUCCUGUCCUUCCAAAAACCGGACUUCUCCUUCAGUAUGUGGAGAAACGGGGACUCCAGCACCUGGUUGACGGCUUUCGCCCUACGGAUUUUUGGACAAGUCCACCGAUACACACCUGUGAAUCAGAAUUCUUUGUGUAAUACCCUGACGUGGAUGAUUGACAUGUGUCAAAUGGAUGAUGGGUCUUUCCGGGAGGUUUCCACUUACACGCCAGUAAAACUACAGGGAACGCUGCCUAAAGAGCAGAAGGAAAAUACUUUGUAUCUCACAGCCUUCUCCCUGAUUGGAUUUGCCAAGUCGAUUCAUAUCUGCCCCUUGUUGAAAGUCGAAGAAGCUAAAAACAAAGCUGUAGAUUAUUUGCUGAAGAACGUCAACUCGGUCCAGAGCACUUUUACCUUGGCCAUCGUUACUUAUGCGCUCGCGCUGACCAGAAUGAACCACCCAAACGCACGAGCGGCCUACAACUCGCUGAAGAAGGAAGCUUUCAUAAAAACUGGACCGCCGAUAUAUCGUUUUUGGAAAGAAGCUUCCAUGCAAGUCGACUCGAGCACGCCUUCUGAGAACACCGCCCGGAUGGUGGAGACCACGGCCUACGCCUUGCUCACCACUCUGCUGCGGGGAGAUCAAGACUAUGCGAACCCCAUCAUGAGAUGGUUGUCUGAACAGCAGAGAUACGGCGGCGGGUUUUAUUCCACGCAGGAUACGAUCAACGCGCUGGAGUCCCUGACGGAAUAUUCCAUUCUUGUCAAGCGGCUGGUGCUGGACAUGAGCAUCAAAGUGGCCUACAAGACGCACGGCGAUUUUCAUCACUACCGGCUGACGAGGAAAAAUUACAUCAGCAAGCCAGUGGAAGUUCCUUUGGAUGAUGACCUAGAAGUACGCACGGGCAGUAACACCGGAUUAGCCAUUGUGAACCUGAGGAACGUGUAUUACAAGAGCAGUACCUCCGAAGACACUUGCAGCUUUGAGCUGAAGAUUGAUGUGAAGUCCGAAACGGACGACGGUGGAAGAGACCUUUACUUCAGGACCUACAGUGAAGUCAGACACUUGGUAGCUUGUGCCAAGUACAAGCCUCGUAGGUUUGAGCCACACUCUGCCUCCUCCCACGCCGUCAUGGACAUCUCCCUUGCCACUGGACUGGAGGCCAACACGGAAGAUUUAUCAAUCCUUCUGAAUAACGAUGACAGGCUGAUUUCCGGCUACGAGAUCACAGACGGACAUGUAUUAGUGCAAUUGGAUUCGAUCCCAGCCCGGGAUUUCCUAUGCAUCGGCUUCCAAUUAGUCGAAAUGUUCCGUGUUCACAUGCCAAGCCCAGGAACCUUUACUGUGUAUGAAUAUCACACCCCAGAGAAACAGUGUUCUAUGUUUUACAAUCCUUACGGAGAAGAGUCCCUUGUAAGGCUGUGUGAAGGCGCUGAGUGUAAAUGCUUGGAAGCGGAAUGUGGGCGCAUGCAGGCCAGACUGGAUAAGUCCAUCAGCAUUGAGGUUCGAAAGGAAGCCGCAUGCCAGAAUCCCAUUGCAUAUGUUUACAAAGUCAACAUCCUUUCCUCCAAGACAGAAGGAAGCUUUGUUAAAUAUACUGCCAUUCUUCUGGAUCUCUUUAAAACAGGUGUAACGUUUGCCAAGAAGAACGACGAAAUCACCUUUAUUAAGAAAUAUUCAUGCACUGACGUCCAGCUUAAUCCAAGGGAGAAUUACCUGAUUAUGGGGAAAGAGGCCUUGAAGAUGGGAGAGGGUGCCAACGCCCGGUACCAGUAUCCUUUGGAUGCAAUGACGUGGAUAGAAUGGUGGCCUUCUGAACACUUGCCGUGUGAUUCCUGUCAAGCUUUCUCAGAAUCAUUGGAAGAAUUUGCUGACGAUCUCCUUCUUAACGGCUGCUAAGAUCCCGGAAGACUCUUGCAGAUAGUCAACGGACCGCUUUGACAAUGCUUCCUACCAACAUCGUCCCGUGCAGUUCUUCCAGACCUCCCGAAGAAUUCAUAGGGGCCUCGCCCACAUAGAAACCCCCUUUUUCCUGCAUCCAAACCUGUGAAUUUUAGCCUUUUUUAAUCUAGACAUUAGUUAUAAGAUGAGCAAAGAAGGCCUUUAGAACAGUAAGAUGAAAUGUAAGGAAUGGAGAGAAAGGACUGCAUGCCUUGAAUCAGGGUGGUGGGAAUCUUUGGUUCUUUAGAUAUAUAUAUUUUUUUGAACUUCAUAGAAUUAUUAAGUUGGAAGGGGCCUUUAAGACCGUCAAGCCCAACC